This is a messenger RNA of Xenia sp. Carnegie-2017, 3418 nucleotides long. RefSeq lists its product as uncharacterized. The transcript is spliced from 6 exons. The coding region runs from base 308 to 2674 and encodes 788 amino acids. Gene Ontology annotation, molecular function: carbohydrate binding. NCBI's taxonomy places the organism in Eukaryota, Metazoa, Cnidaria, Anthozoa, Malacalcyonacea, Xeniidae. The record is from RefSeq and is a predicted model, not a curated record.
GAAAAGUUGAUACAUCAAGCUCGACUGUGCUCACGACCAAGCCAACAUGGCCGUAAAUUAAGGCUCGUUAUACAUUCGUAUUUUGCAAUCAAAAAACAAACAUAACGGGCCACUUGAAAAUUGAGAACGAUAUAAAUUAACAUUGAUCAAGAGAUAAGCUGUUUGCUACACGAGCGACGAAGCGUGGCUAAGAAGUGACUCGAGAAGUGUAUGUAUUCAAGGCUCUCCUGAAUUUCAAAUUAAAACCUCGUCAUGUUUCUUCUCCAUCUACCGUUUUACUGUAAAUUGUGACAAUGUGCUACAUACAAUGAUACGUUUUGAAAGCAACAGCGACAGCUCGGUGAGUGGACGGUGGACUCGCUGUAUAAAGAUUUUCAUCAUAUGGACGCUUCGUUAUUCGGUCGCCAAUGAGCAGCAAAUUGACUGUGGGAAAAUAGAAAAAGAUCACAGAAUUGCAUGUGAGAGACAUACGAUGACCCUGGAAUGUCCGUAUGAAAAACCGCUGAUGAAAAUUACAAAGGCGGAAUAUGGCAGAACUUUCCCUGAAGACAAAGUUUGCAAACGGCCUGUGGAUAUGACAGCAGCUCCAGCUGUGAAUAUUAUAUGUAGCAACAACGUGACGAGAAAAGUUAGCUCCAUUUGUGGAAAUCACAGAACAUGCUUCUUGCCCGUGAAUGACAGUACUUUUAAACACCAAUGUAGCCCAGGUAUAUACAAACAUAUCCUGGUGUUUUAUACGUGCGAAUGUCAACGACGACGAAGCACAAGAAAUGUAAAUGACCGAUCAUCGUGCAUAGUAAGGGCCUCCACAUCCUUCUCUACUUCAACUUCACCAAGUGUAAUUUAUUCCACAAAGUUUACAUCCAUUGGUGGUCCUUUCAACACCCAAUCACAAAUGAGAAUCUCAACACGUACACCAAUCACGAUCAAUUCCACACCAAGCAUAGAGCUAUCGUCAACGACUACUAUUUUAAACUCGAUAGAGCAUCCUCACUCCACACAACCGACUAGAAGAAAAAUUGAUAAUGUUUCAGUGAGAAAAGUUCAGAAAAAGAGUACAUCCUUCUUGGCAAUCACUGAACUUUUCGCAGUUUAUGAUGAGGCAGCACACGAGCACCCAGCAAUGGCAUUGAUGUGGUGUUUUAUUGGAAUACUUCUCGGUCUCUUCAUUAUCACAAUGGCGUUCUUAUAUGUUGAACGAAAACGAAAGAAACGAGAUCAACAAAUAUUUCGGUUGAGUCAGUUGCAUUCUGAAGGCUCGGCGAUACAAAGUCCCACAAUUUACCCAAGCUUGCAAUUCCAGGAAUCACACGAAUUAGAAAACACGCACGAGACGGCGUCGAAACCAUGUGGAUCAGAAUAUAACGGUCAUGCAAGCAUACUUAAGGAUGAUAACUCCAUGUUCAUCAAUCCACUAUGGCGUGAUUCAAAAAAUCUGUGUUUGCGUUAUGAAAGCAAAAAGGAAAUAGGAACUAUAGAAAGAGAAAGAUUAAUCAGUAAAUCUAUGCCGUGCAACUUGAGUGGAAAGAUCGAAUCUGAUUACGUAAAAAUGAGCGGUGUUCGCAGAUGUGAAAAUAACAGCACUGGUGACUUGAGGAAUACUAUUGAAAACAUGAGCAGCGGAAAACGAACAGGGGCCAGUGAUGCAGCGGCUAGCUGUUGCGACGGUACUUCAAGUAGUUUCUCCAAAAGGAAGGAGGAACGGGCAAUCGUUGCCAACUACCUCAACAAAAAUCCAACAAAAAAACGGGAAGUCCUGCUGAACUUCAAUCAGCAGCCUGCAAGCACCAUAGAGGUUGGAAUUAUUUCGCACCCAGUUGCCAGCACCAAAAUUUUCCUCUCACAAUCGUCCAGGCAGACAAGAGCGGAUGUGAUAAACAGAGAGACAGAAGAACCAGAUAAAAAAAGCGAAGGGGAAUAUUUUUCAGAGACUCUAGUUGGACAGAAACUGCUCUCUAAAUUUGGUUUGGACAAUGAAGAUCACGAUGGCAACGAAAACUCAAGAAAUACAACACUAUCAACGCCCUGUCUCAGAACUGUCGACUUUAACAACAAAAGCCAAUAUCGAGCAAAAAAUUCUGAGCUCAAAGUUCAUUCAAGACCACUUAGAAGUAAAAGUUUCGACUCAAGUUGUCCAUAUAGAGAAAAAAUUUUGCUAGCCGAUCUGUUACCACCUAAACCAAGCAAGCCAAAUAAAUUCCCUCAAAGCACUAGCAACAUCCUUUUACAUAUGAGUCAACCUCCACCAUUCAAAAAACCGCUGAAGACACAAAUACAUGAAACUAAGACCAACACAAAAGAAAAAGAUGAGAAAUAUUAUAAUACACCCCUUAGUAUAACGAGCAGAUGUGAAGUGAAAUCACCAAAGAAAACAAGAACUAGCUCUGGAUAUUACAGUAACACAACGUCACCACUGAUAGACCAGUCUACAGAAAACAUGAAUUCAGAAGUAGAUAAUGAUGCGCUUGAGGGUAAGCAACGAAUACCGUUGAAUGGAGAAGAUGAUCUACCCCCAUUACCACCCCCAGCACCUCGACUUACGCCCAUUAUUCCCUUACCGCACACAUCUGUCAGUGUGUAUGAACAGGCAAUUUCAAAAGACAAAAUUACCGAAGGGGUUUCCUCAAGGACUGGUGGAAAAAAAGUGCAUUUUGAGCAGUCGGCAAAACCAUAAUCAAGUUUGCAAAUAUUACAUUCUUCCUCACAAGCACCGAGCAAUUUUCAAAAGCAACAAGAAAAACGUACCUACCUAUGUAGAUUCGUUGCAGAGACGAUACAGCAUCAGUCAAAAUACACUAUGAAACUCCACCCUAAAUUGACUUAAAUUUCAUGAAACACCAUCUUCUCCAUCAAAUUGUUUUGGCAUGUUUCGACAUGUAUAUGCCAAAACUCGAGUUGUAGCUAUUUAUUUACACCUACGCUUGAUCUGUCGUUUUCUCCAUCCAUUAUGAAAGCUACUACUGUAGCGUAACUAUAUUUUGAUAAGUUUCAACACCCGGUUGGUAGAUAGUCGUUUGAGUCAAGUCUAUUUACGAAUAGGUCAUUCACCUUGCAAACAUUAGCUCAAGCAACUCAGUAAUCAUUUGUCCAUGGAAUAAAAAGUAGUGAAAACCAAGUUUUAUACACUUCAAGUUAAUCAUGGACGACAGCAUUUGUCAAGCCACUCGAAUCAAAAAGUAAAAUCUAACCAAUCAAUCGAUGGGCUGUUUCAAUUUAUUUUGUCAAACGCUAGUUAAGUCCCUGCUUGCGUUGAAAAUUUACUAGCUGCACGUUGGAAGAACGUGUUUACCAAAGUUUUGAACUAAUAGUUGAUGUUCACAACAUAUCUAUCAAUGAAAAUAGAAAUAGAAUCAACAUAUAUAAGUAAUGUACAUAUGAAAAAGUAGUCCUAUUCAAUUUAAAAGAUAUUUCAGUGCAA